AUGACUAAUAAUUCUACCAUAACAUCUAUCACAACAAUCAAUGAAACAAGUUUAAUCGAUUCUAAUCCAGUUAUACCUACUAUCAAUUCAUUGUUCAAUACUUUAGUUAUUCCUAAACCUAUUGUCACCAAUCCAUCAAAUGAUUUCCAUAAUGCUUCACCAUUUAAUUUGCCUCAAACUACUACUGUUUCUUCUAAAUCACCUGGACUAUUCUCACUUUUACCAACUCCAGUAUGUGGUAGUUCAGGUAUAAUGUUUGGGUUUGGACAAAGUCAUGUUAUCAGUACUGCCACUACCAAUACUGCGAUAAGUUCUUCAUUAAGUUCUCUUUUCACUGGUAUACCACUAAAAACUACAAGUUCAAUAAUUACAAAUUCAAAUACUACAACAAAGUCGAAUGUUACAUUCAAAAGUAGACCAUUAUUCGGUGCUCCGAAUUUGGUUACAGCCACUACUGUUGUUUCAUCAACCUGCAGCACUGGUACAAAUAUCUUUUUGUUUGACAAUCCAAAUCAGUUGUCUUCUACGAUUAAUACAAAAUCUGUAACGACCGUUUCACUUGCGAACACUGUUAUUUGUCUUACUGGAACUCUUAUUUCGAAAGGUGAGGCUUUCAAUAAAACACCAACUAGAUCCGUCUCUUCAGUUUUCGGUGGUCUUUUUGUCGAAGCGGCGACCGUCAAUUCUCAAGAGAUUAUAUCUAAUUCAACUAAUGGGAGGACUGACCUCUUCGGUUCACCUAUGGGAUCCGAUAUAAAACCUACAAACAUUUUAUUCUCUGCAUCAAGCUGA
Molecule: messenger RNA, 792 nt
Organism: Schistosoma margrebowiei
Lineage: Eukaryota; Metazoa; Platyhelminthes; Trematoda; Strigeidida; Schistosomatidae
Source: the annotation of a GenBank genome assembly